CUGACAGUACUCCAGCAAGAUAAAUGUUGAUCCUCUCCUUGAUACUCUGCCUUUCAUGAUCCUGACAGGCACUUCUGUGCCUUUCCUGAAAAUGUGCCCACAAUGCAAAUCACUCCUUGAACUGUAAAGAAGGAGUGGAAUCAUGGUCACCACUGAAUCCCCAUGAAGAUCUCUGGAAUCUCAUGUGUAGGGAAGAAAAAUGAAGAUCGUAUUGUACCAUGUUUCCCUGGCUGGUCUGGAAGUACUAAGCUCAAGGAAUCUGCCAGCCUCGGCCUCCCAAAAUGCUGGGAUUUCACGUGAAUGCAUAGACAUGGUGUCAACAGUCCACAGGCUAAAAUAUUGGACUCAUAACAGACCCUUCCUGACCCCAAAGGAAGGAUCGUACGAAUGCCCCAUGGAAAAUUACAAUCAAAUGUCAACGGAUUUCAUCUUAUUGGGGCUGUUCCCACCAUCAAUAAUUGGGCUUUUCCUCUUCAUUCUCAUUGUUUUCAUUUUCCUGAUGGCUCUAAUUGGAAACCUAUCCAUGAUUCUUCUCAUCUUCUUGGACACCCACCUCCACACACCCAUGUAUUUCCUACUUAGUCAGCUCUCCCUCAUUGACCUAAAUUACAUCUCCACCAUUGUUCCUAAGAUGGCUUCUCAUUUGCUGAAUGGAAGCAAGUCUGUCUCCUUCACUGGGUGUGUGAUUCAGAGUUUCUUCUUCACGACUUUAGCCGUUGUAGAAGCGCUACUCCUGACAUCAAUGGCCUAUGAUCGUUACAUUGCUAUUUGCUUUCCUCUUCACUAUUUCAUCCACAUGAGCAAAAGAGUGUGUGUGCUGAUAAUAGCAGGGUCUUGGAUCAUAAGCUCUAUCAAUGCUCGUGCUCACACUGUAUAUCUACUCCAUAUUCCUUAUUGCCCAUCUAGAGUCAUCAAUCAUUUCUUCUGUGAUGUCCCAGCAAUGGUGACUCUGGCCUGCAUGGACACCUGGGUCUAUGAGGGCACAGUGUUUUUGAGCACCACCAUGUUUCUCGUGUUUCCCUUCAUUGGUAUUUCAUGUUCCUAUGGGCGGGUUCUCCUUGCUGUCUACCACAUGAAAUCUGCAGAAGGGAGGAAGAAAGCCUAUUUGACCUGCAGCACCCACCUCACUGUAGUGACUUUCUUCUAUGCACCUUCUGUUUAUACCUAUCUACGUCCAAGAUCCCUGCGAUCUCCAACAGAGGACAAGAUUCUGGCUGUCUUCUACACCAUCCUCACCCCAUUGCUCAACCCCAUCAUCUAUAGCCUGAGAAACAAGGAGGUGAUGGGGGCCCUGACACGAGUGAGUCAGAGAAUCUGCUCUAUGAAAAUGUAGAAACACUUUCUGCCUAAGGUCUCAGGACUCAGAUACACAUCCAUUCAGCGGUGUAUAGUAAUUAAAAUAUUAUUUCAUUCCUAGAGUUCAGGAGCAAAAAGUAAUCAAUGGAAGAAAAAAUAUCACUGAUUUCUGGACAAAAUUGUUUUACAAAGAUGUAUAUAAUUCUUAACAACCUUUUUCUUCAUAGCAUUUUCCCCAUAAAUUUUGAAAACACAUACUUUUGCCAAAAUAUUGUCCAUGAGAAUGUUUGUUUUUAGUUAUGCAGAAAUGGAAAUGAAAUUUGUCUAACUGAAGUUGGCACUUAGUAUAACAAUUCUAUUAUUUUCAAUUUAUUUUCCGGUAAUUAUAAAUUUAUAUUUUUGUUUAUGUCUAAAACAAAAAAAAUGUCCCUUGACUUGGUGGAUCCAAUUGAAAACUGUAAAAUGUCUUUCUUAUUUAGACACUUAAUGUACCAGUUACUGUUCCUUUCAACUUAGUGAAGUUAUUUUUACACAAUUUAGCAGAGAGCUCAUCAGGGAUUCUUAAGUCCUGAUACCACUCUGGAUGGUCUAUGACAAGUUUAUGUGUUUUAUAGGGGAAUGAAUCCCAGGAAAUGAUUAAACAUCAGGUAUAUUUUAGGUCAACAACAAGGACUGGAAUGUGACAGCAGUAAUAAAAAUGAUUACAUUUAGUUCUUUAAUCCAUUUUGAGUUGAUUUUGUUAUGGUAUAAGAAUUGGGAGUUCAGUUUCAUUUUUCUGCUUAAAAAUAUCCAGUUUUCCCUGCACAGUAUAUUGAAGACACUGUAUUCUUCCCAAUAAACAUUCUUGGCUCUGUUGUCAAAAAUCAGUUGACUGCAUCAGGUACAGAAAGAUUUUGCAUGUUCUCACUCAUCUGUGGGAGCUAAAAUUUUUAAAAAUGGAACUAGUGGAAAUAGAGAAUAGACUGAUGGUCACCAGGGUGGGAAGGGUACAGGGGAGGGGUGACAAAGUGGGGUUGGUUAAUAGUUGCAAAAAUAUAAUUAGAUAUAAUGAAUAAGAGCCAGUAAUUGGUAGCACAACAGAGUGACUAUAAUAAACAGUAAUUUAUUGUAGAAUUUAUUGUAUAUCUUAAAGAAUAACUGAAAGUGUGGAAUUGGAAUAUUGUCAACACAAAGAAAUAGUACAUAUUUUUGGUGAUGGUUAUCCCAAUUACCCCAGUUUGAUCAUUACACAUUGUAUGCCUUUAUCAAAAUAUCACAUACACUCCAUAAUUAUAUAUUACUAUUAUAGUAAUUAAAAAUAAAAAAAUUAAAUCAGUUAGCUGUAGAUGUGUGGAUUUAUUUCUGGGUUCUCUGUUCUGUUUCAUGGUUCUAUGUGUCUUUUUUAUGCCAGUACCAUCCUGUUUUGCUUAUUACUUGUUUGUAUAGUUUGAAGUUUGGUACUGUUAUGGCUCCAGGCUUGCUCUUUUUGUUCAAGAUUUCUUUGACUAUUUGGGGUCUUUUAUAGUUCCAUACAAAUCUUAGAAUGUAUUUUACUAUUUGUGUGCAUAAUGUCAUUGGUAUUUUGAUAGACAUUGCAUUGAAUCUGUAGUUUGGUCAUUUAAAUAAUAUUAAUUCUUUCAAUCCAUGAACAUUGGAUGUCUUCCCAUUUGUUUGUAUUCCUCUUCAUUUUCUUUCACCAGUGUUUUGUACAAAUCACGUUAGUGUUCUCUUCCAUGACUACAGUUAACAGCAAAUUAUUACAUAGUUAAAAUUAUUUCAAUGCUCUUUAAAUGUCAUUUCUAUUUCUAAGCCUGUGGAUAUUUGUUUUACAAUGUUGUAGCAAUUAAAACAUACAUUUUGAACUUG
Pongo pygmaeus (Bornean orangutan) is the source of this 3141-nucleotide messenger RNA. Its product is annotated as olfactory receptor 2L3-like. Gene Ontology annotation, molecular function: olfactory receptor activity; G protein-coupled receptor activity. The record is from RefSeq and is a predicted model, not a curated record. Lineage: Eukaryota; Metazoa; Chordata; Mammalia; Primates; Hominidae. Gene Ontology annotation, biological process: G protein-coupled receptor signaling pathway. Gene Ontology annotation, cellular component: membrane. The transcript is spliced from 5 exons. The coding region runs from base 200 to 1333 and encodes 377 amino acids.